AUGAAGCUCCCCUGUGUGACCCUGGGCGCUCUGCUCCUCCUGCUGCCGGCUGGCCAUGGAGGCACAGAGACCUCUGCUAUCGACCUGCGCACCUUCAUCGGCUGCGCCGUGCGUGAGUUCACCUUCCUGGCCAAGAAGCCUGGCUGCAAGGCGCUGCGGAUCACCACGGAUGCGUGCUGGGGACGCUGUGAGACCUGGGAGAGGCCAAUACUGCAGCCGCCUUACAUUGAAUCUUACCACCGUGUCUGCACCUACAAUGAGACCAAGCUGGUGACAGUGAUGCUGCCCAAGUGUGCCCCUGGUGUGGAUCCCUUCUACACCUACCCAGUCGCCAUACGCUGCAACUGUGACUUCUGCUCUACGGCCACCACUGAGUGUGAGACUGCCUGAGCUCUCCUUUCCCAGGUCAAGUUCCUCCCUGGCUCUACACCCCU
Messenger RNA from Phasianus colchicus (ring-necked pheasant), 434 nucleotides. RefSeq names its product glycoprotein hormone subunit beta 5 (gene GPHB5). Gene Ontology annotation, cellular component: cytoplasm; extracellular region. Gene Ontology annotation, molecular function: hormone activity. Gene Ontology annotation, biological process: regulation of thyroid hormone receptor signaling pathway; G protein-coupled receptor signaling pathway. NCBI's taxonomy places the organism in Eukaryota, Metazoa, Chordata, Aves, Galliformes, Phasianidae. The record is from RefSeq and is a predicted model, not a curated record.